Funneliformis mosseae is the source of this 1335-nucleotide messenger RNA. The record is from the annotation of a GenBank genome assembly. Lineage: Eukaryota; Fungi; Glomeromycota; Glomeromycetes; Glomerales; Glomeraceae.
AUGGAAUAUCAAAAUACCCCAGAAAACCUUCGUCGUUGUUUACUUGCAAAACAAUGGGAAGAGACUAGACGUACCAUGGCAUAUUUUAAAAUUCGUGCAAUGGCAGAUGCAGCAGAAAGGAAAGCCGUGAUCAAUAUUGGAGAUGAGAAUAGUAAUCAAAGGCAGGGGCCUAUCGCUGGGCACCUGAUGAGACUUCUAAAUGAUGAGUCUAAUAAAUAUUUGGAAAAAUAUGCUAUCCAAUGUCCAUCGUAUCAAAGGCUUUUACGUGAGAGAAGCCUUUUGACAGGACAAAAUUGGAUAGCAUUCAAAUCCAAAUUAAUUCAAGAAUAUCGCACAAUCGUUAAUUUGGAAGAAAAUAAGAAAGGCAAUCAUUUACAAAUACCGAGCGAUUUUGAUAAUUUUGAACAAAAUAAGCAAUUCUCUGAGAAUCUUUCAAGCUUAACAAGUCCCUUGACUCCAAAUUUGUAUGAAGGAUCGGAAAAGUUUAAGCAAUGCAUGAUUAAUUCAACCGAUGUAAUGCAUCCAUGGAAUACUGGACAACACGAUUUAUCAACAUCAUAUGGCAUAUCAAAUACCUUACAAGCCUCAAGUUCAUCCUUGAAAGCUUAUUACAUAUACAAAAAUUCCGAUAAUUCUAUGCAAUUAAUUCCUUCAUGGAAUGAAGAAAAUGCGUCAAGGCAACAAGAAGUUUCACAAUUCCAAACAACGAGUUUACCAUGGAAUGAAUUUUCACCAAAUAAUAUUGAUUUGUUAAGCAGACAAAUUAUUAUUAUUGAUAAGGUUUGGACUUUAGCAACGAACGUGACAACAACAUUGACGUCAUAUCAACAAACUACUUUUGCUCCCAAUAUUCAUGGAAAUCCACCUCCUUUUCAAUAUUUCAAUCCUAAUUUUCCCUAUUAUAUCGGUAACAAUUCCAGAGAUUUAGAAAAAAAAACAUCAGUUAUGAACUUAUUGAGAUAUCUAAGAUGGUGUCCAUCAUUUCUCAAUCCACCGGUACAAGAAUAUUUACGGGACGAAAAUUAUGUUUAUAAAAUUUUAAUUCCAAAACUUUACGAUGAAGCAUUUUUAUAUUAUCAAAAUCCAAUUUCAACUGUUAAAGGAGCAUUGAUGAGAGGUUUCGAAAAUUCUUAUACAUUUAGAUGCUAUAAGUGUAGGGUUUGGAUAGGUUUUUACGCAAAUUAUUCUUAUAUCAAUAUUAAAAAGCAUUUGGCGGGUUUUCAUAAUAUUGAUAAUAAUAUUGAUAAUUUUAUUGAAGUCAAUUUAGAAUCUUUUCCUUCAGAUUUCGAAAAUCCUUUAGAUGUUCAAUCAUGGAUCAAAAUUUCCAAACAGUAA